AUAAACCUCAAAAUAUAAUUUACCACAAAUUCUCAUCUCCUACAAAACCUGACUAUUUCUUCUUCUUUCUUGUUUGUCUCAUUCCUUUUCAACAUUCACAAUGAAAAUUCUCAUUUUUAUUUUGUUUUGUAUACCAUGUUAUGCUCUUGCUUUUGAAGUAAAAUCCGUCAUAGAUUCUCCUAUGUUAACGAAAAAUAUAGGAACUAAUCGUACAAUCAUAGUCGAUAUCAAUGGAAAGGGAGACUUUAAAUCAGUCCAAGCUGCAAUUGAUUCAGUUCCAGAAAAAAAUUCGAAUUGGGUCAUCAUUCAUAUUAGAAAAGGAGUAUAUCGAGAAAAAGUGCAUAUUCCAAAGACUAAACGUUAUAUAUUCUUGAGAGGAAAUGGGAGAGGAAGAACUGCUAUUGUUUGGUCUCAAAGUUCAUCUGACAACGUAGAGUCUGCCACCUUCAAAGCUGAAGCCCCUGAUUUCAUUGCCUUUGGAAUUAGCUUCAAGAAUGAAGCACCAACAGGAGUUGCAUAUACUUCACAAAAUCAAUCUGUGGCAGCAUUUGUAGCAGCGGACAAAAUAGCAUUUUACCAUUGUGCAUUUUAUAGUACACAUAACACACUCUUUGAUUACAAAGGUAGACAUUAUUAUGAGUCGUGUUACAUUCAAGGUUCAAUUGAUUUCAUAUUUGGUCGUGGAAGAACAAUUUUUCAGAGUUGUGAGAUAUUUGUGAUUGAUGAUAAAAGGAUAACAAUUCGUGGAUCAAUAACAGCUGCCAACAAAGAAACUGAACGUGAAAUGAGUGGAUUUAUAUUCAUUAAAGGCAAAGUUUAUGGCAUUGGUGGAGUGUACUUAGGAAGGGCCAAAGGUCCUUAUUCUAGGGUCAUUUUUUCUCAUACAUAUCUCUCAAACACCGUUGUCCCUGAAGGAUGGACUAAUUGGAGUUAUGAUGGUAGCACUGAAAAUCUUUAUCAUGCUGAGCAUAAAUGCCAUGGGCCUGGUGCUACAAAAGAAGGAAGAGCUCCUUGGUCAAGGCAACUUACUGAUGAACAAGCUGCUAAAUUUAUAUCUAUUGAUUAUAUUGAUGGCAAGAAUUGGUUGCCAGCCUAUAAAUAAUCAUAUCAUGUGUUCGAUGCACAAACUCAAUACGAUGUGGAAUUUGAUACAAGAGUAGAUGUUAUUAUAUAAGUAUACUUUGUCAUAGCUAUAUUUUUAUUUUAUGAUAUAUAUAUAUAUGUGCUUUAGAUUUGUCUGUAGCUAGUUUUUAGUUAUAUAGUCCAUGUUGGUAGGGAAAUGAAGGAAGUGUUAUGUUUGUAUCUUCCUUCAUUUAUUUGUAAUUAAUAUUACACAAAGUUGUUUGGUAUCAAAUGAGAAAAAUGCCACUUUGAGGCUUGUCGAUUA
Molecule: messenger RNA, 1387 nt
Organism: Vicia villosa (hairy vetch)
Lineage: Eukaryota; Viridiplantae; Streptophyta; Magnoliopsida; Fabales; Fabaceae
Product: probable pectinesterase 67
Exons: 5
Coding region: 101-1102 (333 amino acids)
Biological process (GO): cell wall modification
Molecular function (GO): pectinesterase activity
Source: RefSeq, a predicted model, not a curated record